This is a messenger RNA of Gambusia affinis (western mosquitofish), 6814 nucleotides long. It is a transcript of the gene gpr155b, whose product is annotated as G protein-coupled receptor 155b. Bases 212 to 2566 code for a protein of 784 amino acids. Gene Ontology annotation, cellular component: membrane. Gene Ontology annotation, biological process: transmembrane transport. The transcript is spliced from 21 exons. Lineage: Eukaryota; Metazoa; Chordata; Actinopteri; Cyprinodontiformes; Poeciliidae. The record is from RefSeq and is a predicted model, not a curated record.
UCUAUCAGUCACUUGUGGGGGCGUGUCUACUCCUGCAGCUGUCAGAUUGGGAGCCGCCUUCAACCCAAACAGCAAAAACAAGAGCUUAGAGAACAGAAAAAACAGAGGAAUGCCGGUCGUUUGUUUGGUGCCGUGCUUAUAGGACAGAGCAGUCGAUACCAGAUUCUGGAGCCAUCACUGGAAACCCUCCAAUUCUCAACCCAGUGUUGCCAUGGAGACUCCCAACAACUAUGUGUUCAUCCACGGGAAGAACAUCUCCCACAACACGUUGGCUGGCUCCGCUGCAGGACCCCACAUGUCCAUUGACAAGCUGUUUCCGGCUCUCCUUGAGUGCUUUGGAAUCAUUCUGUGUGGUUACGUAGCUGGACGGGCUGACAUGAUCACGGAGAGCCAGGCAAAGGGUUUGGGGAACUUUGUCUCUAAAUUCGCUCUUCCUGCUUUGCUCUUUAAAAACAUGGUCCUGUUGGAUUUUGGGAACGUCAUUUGGGCUUUUCUUUGGAGUGUCUUGGUAGCAAAGGUUACGGUGUUUGUACUGGUGUGUGUGCUGACGCUGAUGGUGACCAGUCCAGACAAUAGAUAUAGCAAGGCUGGUCUCUACGCCAUCUUUGCUACCCAGAGUAAUGACUUUGCCUUGGGGUACCCAAUUGUUGAUGCUUUGUAUCGAAGCACAUACCCAGAAUACCUGCAGUACAUCUACCUAGUCGCCCCGGUUUCCCUCAUGCUUCUCAACCCCAUCGGCUUUGCUCUCUGUGAGGUGCAAAGGUGGAGGCAGGCCAGCCAUCUACAACACAGUAGUCUUGGCAUUCUGGGAAUUGUAGUUUUACAGGUGUUGAAGAACCCAAUAGUGUUCAUGGUGAUAGUGGGAAUCAUUUCUCAUUUUGCCCUGGGAGAACGGAUUCCCUCCAUUCUUUCUGAGUUCAUAGAUGGCCUGGCCAACUCCUUUGGAGGAGCAGCAUUGUUUUAUCUUGGCCUCACUAUGGUCGGCCAGCUAAGAAAACUAACCAGAGACACUGGAGUUGCCCUGAUUCUCCUCAUAACAGCCAAACUCCUGGUAAUGCCGUUGGUCUGCAAAGACAUGGUGGACAUCCUGGACGUCGGGGUGAACAGCACAAGCCCGAACCACACCAGUUUAUCCAAUUUUGCUUUUUUCUACGGAGUCUUUCCAACUGCACCAAGCGUAGCUAUAUAUGCCGGCCACUACAACAUGGAGCUGGAGGUGGUGACUUCUGGGAUGGUGAUUAGCACUUUUUUGUCAGCUCCGAUCAUGUAUGUGUCAGCCUGGUUGUUGACCAUCCCUUUGAUGGACCCCAGCCCCCUGGUGGCAGAGCUGGAAAACGUCAGCUUCAACAUCAGCAUCAUCAGCCUCAUAGGACUGGUCUGGACUAUCGGUGUGAUGUUGCUUAGCAGGAAAUUUAAUCAGCUCCCUCAUCUAUUUGUGUUGAACCUUUUCCUGGCUCAGUUCUUAGUGUGCGUUAGCAUGAUCCUGUGGAACUUCCUGGUGAAACAAGAAGACAAUUUUCUCAGUAAAGUUCUCACCUUCACUCUAUUGUACGGAUCUUUGUACAGUACUUACAUCUGGACAGGUUUAAUCCCUCUGUGCCUGGCUCUGACUAUCAGAGAUGAUCUGCUGAGACUCAGACCUGGGCUCUUCAUGGCUGUGGGCUGGGGGAUUCCCUUUGUGAUGGUUGGACUCCUUCUCAUAUCAGGAGAAAGGACGGAAACUCUUGACUCUGCUUUCUUCUAUGGCAGAGCUCAGAUAAUCAGCUCUGCAGUGGUUCUGGGUGUGAGCCUGGCCCUCGGUGCCGUUUCUCUGAUGGGUCUGAGCCAGGGGGACAGGGAGCAGGUCGGGUACGAAGCCCUGACUCGAGCUGCUGUCACCGGCAUCAACAAUGAACUGAGGGCCCCUGCUGACCAGGAAGAUCAACAGCAGCAGCUGCAGGAGGCCAACUCCACAAAUUCUCCCACCUGCAGCAUCAAUUCAUGCAAUUUCCACAACAUUUCUCCUCUUCAGACCAGGCCUGACAUGAUGGCCAGCACACAGAGCGAGCACCUUAACAGCACAGGCCACAGCGGGGCGCUGUACGACGGACAGCAUCCGGGUUCAUCAGACUCGGAGCAGCCACUGGAUUUGCCACCUCCAGGCCUUCAGAACAGCGAUGAUAAGCAGACUGUGAGACAUGUGUUGCUCUGUCUGCUGCUCAGCGUCAGUUUGCUGGCGAAUCUGUCCAGCUGUCUCUGGUGGCUGUUCAACAAAGAUCCAGGCCGGCUUUACCUGGAGCUGCAGUUUUUCUGUGCUGUGGCCAACUACGGGCAGGGUUUCCUUUCAUUUGGAAUAUUUGGUCUGGACAAACAUCUUAUCAUUGUGCCAUUCAAGAAGAGGUUUCUCAGCCUGUGGCACAACCGAGACGGAGAUGAUCCGAGUCCGUCUGCUGUGCCUGAGGACGUCCAACUCACCUGUACCCAGUUUGUCCGCUACCACAAAGACCAGUGUGUACAAGAUAUAGUACACACUCACAGUGGCUCAGGGGAGAGUGUGAAUGCUUCGGCAGGUGAAUCAUUCCUCUGAUUGUCACAGGUUUGGAGGAGUGAAGCAGGAGAAUGGAAUUGGACGCUGCCUUUCCCAUCAUCCCCAGUAUUUAAACACAAAUCCUCAGAGACAUGGCAAGUCACAGAAUCUGCACUGGAAAUACAGUCCAGACUGUGCCAACUGUGUCCCAACCAAACUUCACUUCCUUACAACAUGGAGGCUCCAGAUGAACACCUCGGACACAUUUCUACCCUUCAGGGACAUGAUGACCUCUAUUCAAGCCUGCCCCAGUCCUGCCCUGAAGGCGUCUUUUGAGGGAGUGACUUGGUGGACUGGCUAACGGAGCAAGGUUUGUGCGCCAGAUGGACCAAGGCCAAACAUUACGCCGUUUGUUUUCAGCGGGAGGGGGAGUGGUGAACCACCUGACCGGCCAGCAGAGCUUCAGGGACGAGCCCACUCUAACCUACUACUUCCUACAGGAGGAGGGAUGUUCCAGGAACAUCUGAGAGGACAAACAGAAACUUUGGGGUGCCAAACAGGAAGUGCCUUAUGGUGAAAUUACCACAAGAUACUAGCUGGAUUGUUGCAAGGCCCAAAGACUUACAUUACCCAUCAAAAUCUGUUUUAUGGGGAGAAAAUCCUUUUGCACUGUAAAAGUAUUGAGUAGUGCUUCUCCAUUUUCAUAAGAAAAACAACAAAACUAGUCUGGGGGUUAUAAACUCAACAUCCAGGCUUUUCCAAUCAUUCCCUGUCUGAGCUCCAGUCAGGGUACUGACACUCUUCAAUGUGGAGGCUGUUAUUGAGCUACAAAGUGUCAAAUGUAGCUGUUUUUAGUGUCAGUUGGGGGGUUUGAAGACAGUCAAAUGGAAGAAGGUAUUUAGAGAAAGAGAGAGAGAUGAAGCCGAUAACAAGAAGGUUGAACUGAGUCAGAACAGCAAAACACUCUGUUUUAUCCUGUUUUUAAACAGAUGGAGAUCUCUGUUUUAUAAUGCUAAUCAUGAGUGGAUGCUUCAAAUGUCAACUUUGUUUCAAACAAUGAAACAUUUUUACAGUUAUUCCUCUUCACACGGUGUGACAUGGCGUCUACUUCCAAUAGAAAUAAUUUAUGAUCGCUCACAUCAGGAAGGCAAGGAAAAAAUUUAGAUUUUUGCUUCUCUGUAUUCUAGUUCCUAAAAAACACUGGUCACCGAUAAGAUCUGUUUUUGCUGGUCACAGUUUUACCAAAACUGUAGUCUGACUUCUGAUUGGUGCAUCUCUAUCAAUGAAAGUCGUUAGGGAGAACUUAUGUAAAAAGUGUAUUGUACAUAAAGACAGAAACACUACUUGUUGGUCAUUCAGUCUGUGAGCCAGAAUCUGGUUACUUUGUUUUUCCCUCUCUGAACACUUAUUUAUGGAUUUUUCUUUUAAACACUGGUGUUUUCCUCAUGAAGUCUGUGUGAACAGAAGGAUGCUCAUCCAUCAACGUGGUGGUGUGGGUGUGACAUUGAUGCGAGGAAAACAGACAGUUGGACAGACUGAGUGUCUGUCUAACUACACUGCACAGGGUCUUUAUGUUUCAGGUGAGAAGAAAAAACCUAGCUUCCUGAGCAAGCAGUGUUUAAUUUGGCACACUGCCUUCGAACUAGUUUAGUGUCUGCUGAUCUCUUGCAUGACUCAACAUUGAACCAUUUUGCACUGACUGAAUAAAAAAGAAAAACAUGGAGUCAUGCAGGUCGCUGGAUAUUUCUGCACUGAUAUUGUGAGUUGGAUAUUAUGUCUGUAACUUUUGUUAUAUCUGAUUUUGUGUUUGAUUGAUUUGUUUUUUCUCCUAAAAAUAUGAAUUUUCUGUACCAGUUUGCAACCAAAAGCAUGUCCUAGAUUUAUACUUUUAGGGGGGAGUGUCACGGGUGGGAUGUGUCAAUACAUAUUUAUAUAAAUAAACACAAAAUAAUACAAUCACAGAGAAACAAAGAUAAUUAAAUAAUGACUAAUACUGAAUAAUAUGUCUUAGGCUUUACAUAUUUAUUUGCACAUGCAUAUAUACAUAUUAUCUACAUAGGUUUUCAUGUUUUCCAGCCAAGGAGCUGUAGCUUCAGAGAUUCAACAGCUGAGAUUCAUCAGUGCAGUGAAUCCGUCUCUCUUUAAAGACAUUUCCCACUUCUUCCUCACAUGGUGUCUUUUGAAAAACGGGAGCUAUAUCGUUUCAUAAAAAAAACGGGAGCUAUCUUACUUUUGACAGAGUGAAAGAAUUACAUAUAAAUAACAGUCUUUGCCACCUUGUGUCGCUUAAUCGAAAUCAAUGUUAGGAAAUCAUUAAAACUUUUUCAGAUUUACAAAAUCUUGGUUAGCCUUCAAAGCUGGGGUAGGGUGUUACACCAAGCUCUAUAGCUAAAAUUAGCUGGCAUUUUGCCAGCAGACAUAAAUACAGUAUAGUGAUAUUCUUUUCAUAAAAUAUAAACGGUAAUAUAUCCAUUUGACUUGUGAAACGUUAUCCCCCGAGCCCUCACGUCAAUAGUCCGUAGAUCUGAACAAAUAAUAUCCGGCCGUUCUGAGGCUUUUUCUGAGAGUCCGAGCCUGUUGAUGCUGCAGUAACAGAGCGACAGAAGGACGACGUUCUCUGCUUCUACCAUCGCUGGAUCGCAGUGAAGGCGAAGAGCUGCAUUCCUCCGUGUUUGUGCGUCAGGGAAACGACGGACGAACGUACUAGCGCUACUAGCCGGCGCUCGCUAGUAGCUGUGUGUGCCGGCAGCUCGAACAAGCUGCUUUUCAUCUUGGAUGAGGUCUCUGGUUUCCUUGUGGACUUGGACAGCGGAGCAUCAUGCCAGUUCCAACCGUGGACGUUUUGUGCGAAAGUAACGGACCGCUGUUAACAGCAUCCCAAUUUACACUUUUGGAGAUUGGUGACAGUGUGUUUCAACAGACAUCAGUGUCAGUGGGACUUUGUAAUAACUUCUGUGUCUUUACCUAUUUUGGGUGCAGAUUUUUUGUGUGCUUUUAGUACAUGUUGCUAAUAGCUGCUUAAUAGAUGCUGUCUUUUGUUACAUACUUCUGUAAACUUGGCAGUCCCGGCCAUCAACCCCUUACCAACAUUCUUGCUAUAGGUGAUGAGUAUCAGCGUCUGUUAUUAGCAGGGUUCCUAUCUUUAACGGUUCCCACAUUUUCUGCUAUCAUAUCAAAGCAUGGGGUGGAACAUUGUAUAACUACAAUCGGUCCACCGGUUUUUGCAAAAGUGCGCUGCCUUGAUAUCACUAAGUUAGCGAUAGCGAAAGAGGAAUUUGCAACCAUAGAGCGUCUCUCCGUUGAACAUGGUUCCCAAAGCAGUUGGGGGUUGGCGACCCUGUAGGGAUUUUCGGCGCCUUAACAACGCAACCAGUAACGACGGUUACCCAAUUCCUCACAUUCAGGACUUUUCUGCCCGCCUGGCUGGAGCAACCGUUUUCUCUAAGGUGGACUGGUAGCUACGAGGUUACCAUCAGGUUCCAGUGCAUCCCUUAGAUCAGGGGUCCCCAAAUUCGGUCCUCAAGGGCCGGCAUCCUGCAUGUUUGAUGGCUCGUUAGAAGGCCUAAGAAGAACAUUGACAUCAUUGACAUGCUGAAAAGGUUGUUACCACCACCAGGGAGAGAACUAGGGAGAGGACCAACUUUGGGCACCCCUACCUUAGAUGUACCCAAAACCGCAGUUAUCACUGCUUUUGGUCUUUGUGAGUUUUUAUGGAUGCCUUUGUCGGGCUCCCGGGGUUUUGUUCCUUUCUUUUUUGUUUUUGUACGUGUGUUGGCUUCACUGGUGGCCACCAGGGAGCGCCGGAGGCUGUGCACUGGGUAGGCGUGCCCAUGGUUCUGCGCACUGGACUGGCAUCAUCUCAUCAUCUCCUGGAGGUUAAAGAAGCUGUCUGUCUCAGAAGCCUAGCUCCGAGGGGCUCGGGUUACCAUGCAGGUGUCGUUUUUUGGAUGCCCGAGUCCCGUGUUCACCUCCCCCAGCGGAUCUCUGUAUUCUCCAUUGUUCAGCGGGUGGCAUCGGACCUCCCCCACCCCCGUCGAGACGGUAGCCUACUUACCUGUCCGCCCUCCAACGCAGCCUCCUCGUUUUGGAUCUCAUUCUGCAUGGAAUCACAGACGCUUCCCCGAGUCGUAUCCCUUCGUCUUCCUAAGAAAGCGCCGAUCUUUUCCUUCUCAGCUGCACAUUUCCCACCUCACUCGAACUCACCAUCUCCUGUUGUCCCGCAGUGACCGCCGUUUUCCAGAUUCCUUCCCCGGAAACCCCCAUCAUUACUGUGUUCCUUGUUAAUUUGCAAUGAAUAUCUUUACCUGA